CACAACACAGCCUCCACCUCUCAGACCUGGCACUGCCAAAAACACUGCACCCAGCUUCACUAAUCUUGCAGUUCCACACACUCGGAUCUGUCCUCUGAGACCUGGCACUGCUACACACAGUUUUCCUCCACUAGCAAUAUCCUAUGCCCAGCAUUCUGCACUCAAACCCAUCCCUGACAAAAACACAGCAUCAUUUAUUCAGACCUGACCUUGCCAAUUACAAUGCACCUCCAUAAUUGCUUGCCACUGCUAUAAACACUGCACCUAUUCACCUCUCAACUUGCUGUGCCACAGAGACGGUGCCUCUCCCCACGCCUUGGAUUAUCAUUCACACAGAACUGACAGCAUAUCCAUGUACGUCAAAGAAAGGCUAUACAUGGAAAUCAUUUAAUACACCUAGGACUGGCAGGUUGUAUCCAGAAGGUCGGGAUGGAGACAGCAGGGUCUCUAGAGAAGGAGUAUGUUCUUGUAGAAUAUGAGUUUGAAUAUACAGCAAAAGAUGGAACAGUGGUCUCUAUCAAGCCCAAUGAGAGGUAUAUACUUCUAAAAAGGACAAAUGAGCACUGGUGGCAUGUAAGUCUUAAUAAUAAGUCAAAACCUUUUUAUAUCCCAGCUAAAUAUGUCAAAGUACUGCCCCAUAUUUAUCAGAGAACAAAUGACUCUCAGCCUGUCGUGAAUCAGCCUGAGAAGAAAAGGGAAAGUUUAAUGGCUCCCCAGUAUAGUUAUGCUUUUCUGCCACCUGAGGACACCUUUCCAGAAAUAACAAUACAGCAUGCUGUUACUGGUAACACCUUGCCAGCAUCCAAAGUGCCACAAGCCACUUCUGGUAGCAAAUUGCCAGCAGCCAAUGUACAGCAGAUGAGUUCUGGUAGCUCACUACCAACAGCCAGUACACAACAAGUUAAUACCUUGCCAGCAGCCAGAGUCUCACAGACCGCAUCUGGCACCAAGCUGCCAGCAACCAGUGAGCAGCAGAUCAGUUCUGGUAGCUCACUACCAACAGCCAGUACACAACAAGUUAAUACCUUGCCAACAGCCAGAGGGCCACAAGCUAUUUAUGGUACAAAGUUGACAUCAACCAGUGUGCAGCAAAUCAGUACUGUUAACACACUUCCAACAGCAUGUGUACAGCAGGUUAACCCUAGUAAUAAACUGCCAGCAGUCAAUGAGCCAAAGGCUAAUGCCAGUCAUACCCUGCCAGCAUUCAAUAUCUCCACAGCAGGAUCUGGUGAGCAGAAGGCUUCUGUGAGUAAUACCUUGCCAGUAUCCAGUGUGCCGUCAUUAAAUGCCAAUAACACCUUGCCAGUAUCCAGUGUGCCGUCAUUAAAUGCCAAUAACACCUUGCCAGCAGGUGUGCUAAAGCGGGUGGGUGUGGGUAAAUCUAUGCCAGAAGCUGGUGCAAAGCGUAUCUCAUUUCUCUCUAUGUCAGAAGAUUCUGUGGCAUUUAUUCCAACAGCUGAAAACACAGAAAAACAAGAUUUAAUGUUUAGCCCUUUAAGAACAUUCCAUAACUCCAAGAAAAUUCUCAAUGACAAAAAGCGCAUCAGCUUCCUGAGCCCAAUGGACAAUCAACCCAACCUGAGAUCUACCCAAUCCCUCAAUGAUCUUGAGAAAAUACAUUUGGAGACACCAGCACAGUCAGCUAAAAUAAGGGAAAGUACUGCAUCUUUAACCAUAGUGGAGGAUUACAAAAAAGAACGUGAAGCAGCCAGGCCCCAAACUGAGGCAGUUAAGGAAGAAGAGGAACCUGUGCCGGUUUAUGUAAACAUAGAGGAAUUUCGAAAAGAGAGUUCCAGAGGAAGAGUCAAUUCUCAACCUCACAGUUCAACUAGCACAUUUGAGGAAUGGGAAACGCACACUGACGAGGAAAGUGGCCAGCUAUUUUAUUAUAACAGUUUAACUAGAGAAACCACGUGGGAUUCCCCGUUUGAUCAAUCAGAAGAACAAACCCACUCUCCCAUUUCCUCACCAUCCCCAAGUCUAGUGUUGUCUGAAAGUGACUGGGAGAAACAUUUUGAUGAAGUUACUAGACAAUUCUACUUCUAUAAUUCAGUGACUGGUGACACGUCCUGGGACCCUCCUCCUGAUGAAGACUUGAAUUUACCAGAAAUGAAACCAGUUUUGUCUUCAUACAGAUCAAUGGAAAAACGACCUCCAACGCCAGAAGCUGAUUAUCCUGAGUAUCCAGAUGACAUUUGCAAUUACCCAGACACAGACUAUCUUGACAAUCAUGAGCACUUUGAGCCGGUCUUCCCUGGAAAUACAUCAGACGAUCAGACCACUGGAUGGUACUCGCAGAUUGGCAAGGAAGGGAAGACAUUCUACAAAAACUAUUCUAAUGAAACUAUAAAUUAUCCACCUGACCCCUACAGGGCACGGAGUGAAUCUGACUCAGACAACAAGAAUGUGAGCACCUGGCACAUUGCAAGUAGACAGACAGAGUCAAAGGGUCUUGUGAAAGCGGGAGUUCUUCAUAAAACAAAAAUAGCUGAAAAUGGUAAAAGAAUUAGAAAAAGCUGGACUUCUUCAUGGACAGUACUAGAGGGAGAUAUAUUGACAUUUUAUAAGGACGGUAAAAAUCUUUCCUCAAAUAGCUUGAAGUUAUCAUCUUCUUUAACCACCCCAGAACAUACAGUUCGGCUAAAUGGGGCAAAACUUGAAUGGGCAUCCAAGGAAAAGUCCAGCAAAAAGAAUGUUGUGAUGCUGAAAACUAAUGAUGGGAGUGAGUAUCUGAUCCACCAUGAUUCAGAGUCUAUUGCAGCAUCUUGGUUUUCAACAAUAAAGUCUAGCAUUGGCAGAAAUUCCACAGAAAAUGUAUAUGAGGCUGAGACUUUCCCGGAAGUUGAAUCAAUUGAAAAGUUAGGAAUAAAAGAUGACAAGGAGAAAAGGUUGCAAGCUUCACAUAGUACCACCAGUAUCAAUUCUGAUAGUGAUAGGAAUGUCCGAGCUAAACUCAAGAAGUUCUUGCAGAGACGGCCAACAUUACAGUCUGUUCGAGACAAAGGUUAUAUUAAAGACCAAGUGUUUGGAUGCCAUUUACACCAGCUGUGCGAAGGAGAAAAGCAGAAUGUACCGGCUUUUGUAACCAAGGCUAUUGCCGCAGUGGAAAAGAGAGGUCUGGAUAUUGAUGGUUUAUAUAGAGUUAGUGGUAACCUAGCAACUAUACAGAAAUUACGCUACAAGGUGGACCAUGAUGAAAAUAUCAACCUAGAAGACGGGCGCUGGCAAGAUGUUCAUGUCAUCACCGGGGCACUGAAGCUAUUUUUCCGAGAGCUGCCUGAACCACUGUUUCCAUACAGUCACUUUGAUAGAUUCAUUGAGACAAUAAAAAUAACUGACCAGAACCAGCGAAAAUAUCAAAUUAAAGAACUGGUGAUGUCAUUACCUGCCCCAAAUUUGGAAACCAUGAGAGUUCUUUUUAAGCACUUAUGCAGUGUGAUUGAACACCGAGAGUCCAACAGAAUGUCUGUCCAAAGCAUUGCUAUUGUGUUUGGGCCAACUUUAUUAAGGCCAGAAACUGAGGGUGCAAGUAUUGCCAUGUUUAUGGUAUUUCAGAGCCAAAUUGUGGAGCAGAUUCUUUUGCAAUAUAAAUAUAUAUUCAACAGCUAGUCCCGUCUUUAGCAGACACUUACCGACUGUGACAUGAAGGCGCAGGCUCGUCUGAACAAGUCCUUUUUUUGCUCUGUUUCAUUAUUUAAGUUUAUGUCUUUGUAAAUAUUGUGCUAUACAUGCUGCAAUUAAAUAUGCUAAUAUAGUUUACCAUGGCGAGGGUCUCAUACCCAAAAGGAUUUCACUUUGUUAUUUUUACUAAUUCUUUCACUGUUGUAUCCUUGAUAAAAAAUGUUUUAUAAAUUUAAAAAAAAGUAAAUAUUUUUAAACAGAAAUUUUAUUAAACCAUACAAGUAUGGAAUGUCAUAAAAUUGUAAAAAGAGAACAUUUGACAUGUUCAGCUACUGAUAAAGAAAAUUAUAGUUUUUAAAUGGUGUACAGAAAAAAAUAAACCAUUUCUGAUUGUCAA
Messenger RNA from Bombina bombina (fire-bellied toad), 4018 nucleotides. RefSeq names its product Rho GTPase activating protein 27 (gene ARHGAP27). NCBI's taxonomy places the organism in Eukaryota, Metazoa, Chordata, Amphibia, Anura, Bombinatoridae. The record is from RefSeq and is a predicted model, not a curated record. Gene Ontology annotation, cellular component: cytoplasm. Gene Ontology annotation, biological process: signal transduction; regulation of GTPase activity. Bases 430 to 3609 code for a protein of 1059 amino acids. The transcript is spliced from 16 exons. Gene Ontology annotation, molecular function: protein binding.